AGGGGGCUGAGCACGCACCCUUGUGGGGCCCCUGUGUUGAGGAUCAGCGAAGUGGAGGUGUUGUUUCCUACCAUGACCAUCUGGUGGCAGCCUGUCGGGAAGUCGAGGACCCAGUUGCACAGGGUGGGGUUCAGACCCAGGGCCCCGAGCUUAAUGAUGAGCUUGGAGGGUACUUUGGUGUUGAAGGCUGAGCAAUGUUCAUCAUGUGUUGAACCGUGCUUUCGGCCGCAGGGGGACCAGCAGCUCUGCAAAGCCCAGGAGGCCCAGCGUGUGGAGCGGGCCGUGCUGCUGGAAGCCGUCCAGGGCCUGGAGAUCGAGUUGUCUGUGUGCCAGCAGAGACAGAAGGACCUGCAGGACACUUUCUCCACAGCCCAGAGCCACUGGAGGGCCCAAGAGGAGCGGCUGCACCAUGAAGUGUCCUCCCUUACCUGUUUGUUGGGAGACCACAGGCAGAUGACCGACAGUUUGAUUGAGACAGUCAAAACCGAGCAGAAGAAAGCAGCCAAUCAGUUUGCAGAGCGGAGCACGGAAAAGCCGGGCAAACAAGAUGAGAUGGUUGCUGAUGCUGCUGAAGGCAAGGGCUACAAUCAGAGCAGGCCCCGGCUGCAGCGCACCAUGAAGCUCCACUCCGACCUGCACCAGGCCUUAGAGGGCCUCCAGCUGCAGACACUAGCAUCACCCUCCCCAUCAUUAGACCCCAUGAGCUCCUACCAGGUCUCCGUCCAGCAGCUUCAGGAGGAGCUGCAGAGAGAGAAGGACCAAGUAUCGAGGCUGGUGGAGCGUCUGGAGAGGGCUGAGCAGAAGUCAGAGGAGCUGAGGCAGCAGCAGGAGCAAGAUGCCAAGGAAAGCUGGAACACUGUCCACCAAGAGAUGGAGACCAACCAGGAGAUGGGCGGCAUGGUGGAGCGGAUGAGGGGGAAGGUGCAGGAGGUUAGCGCCAUACUGCGACGCAAGAUAAGCUGGGGUGGAUGGGCUGGGAUGAAGGAUGAGGAGGAAGAAGAAGAGGAGGGGAAGCCUGCAAAUGCCCUUAACUCAGAGUGCGUAAACCAGUGUCAGACAAUGCACCCAGAUCCACAAAUGCUAGAACAGGCUCAAAGGAACCCAGAACUAGAACCAGAGAAGGGAGCCCAGGACCAGCACUCCUGCCUAGAGACGUUGCUGUGGAGGUGGCAGAAGACGCUGGGGGGACAGAGGGACAUUGUGAAGAGGCUGAAGGCCGACAUGAAGAGGGAGACAGAGAGCAUGCAGGUGAUGGCUGCCGGCCUCUUGAACAACAGACAGCACAGCCUGGACACAUGCCAGGUCCAAGCCCUUGAAGAGCACCUGGAGAUCUGGAGGCGGAGGCAGAGAGAGAUGAAAAUGCAGCUGUCUGAGAUGCAGGCCCAGUUUGACAUGGAGCGGAACCGCUCUGCCGAGUUCCUGAAAGAGAAUGACAAGCUGAGUAGACUGCUUUGCACAGUGGAGUCCUCGGUGGCUGACCUGCAGCCCCUGCUCACCUACCACCAGGUCCUAGUAGAGGACGCCAUGAAGGACAACUCUAUACAACAUGGCCGCCACUGGAGCAAGAUGUAAAAAUAACUCUCAAAGACUGAUGAAUAAAAGUUGACAAUAUAAUUUGCUUUUGUGUUUGCUUACUGUUUCGAUUGGCCUCUAAAAGAUAAUGUAUGAUGUAAUUAUAACUCUUUCAUAUACAUUUCUGCCCUUUAUAUGUCCCUAAGUCAACAUAAAUUGAUUGUUCCUUAUCUUUACAAUAAGAGCUACAAUUAUCUACUAGACUAUACUGAGCACCUACAUUGUCUGGGAUUCAAAUGUCCCUUUAUAUUUGCAAGUUGCAUUUUAAAUUGUGCAUGCUGCAAACAGAUAUAAUACCUGAAAGUAAUUAUGUAACAAUAUAUGUACCUACGCUGUAAUUACAUAGGCAUUAUUACACAUUGUAAAAAGGGUUAAGUAUUGCUGCUAAAAUGGCUAUUCAACCUAGUAGUCCUUUCACCUAUCCACUAAGGUACUGGCAACAAAGACGGGAAGCUAUUCAAUAUUAUGUUCUUUAUUCUGUAAACCCAGAGCAAACAGGGUCUAAUUAAAAAGUCCUGUGAGACAUUGCCAUAUCAGCAGUUCAUCAGCACAGAAAGCUGAUACAUAUUUACAUAAUAUCGUUUUAUUUAUAAUAUACUCUUUUUAUUCAUAUCUCACUCAUUUUCAGAUAGUUUGUUUUGAAUAACAUGUUUUGAGUCCUGAAAUCACCUGUAUAAUAUUACUUAACAUGCAACUAUCUGAGCCACAGGCAAAGACUGCCUAUCGUCGUCCUGGGGGAAACCCUGUAUUUCAAAAAAGUUAUUUUUUAAGAACAACGCUUAAUUCAAUUAAUGGGACUUCACAAGGCAUUUUGCGUGACUUGUAUUAGACCUAGAGUCAUGAAACCUUCACAACUUCAGUUUAAUUUAUCUGUAUUUAUUUGUAUUAUUUUACUGCUCUAGGUUGUUAUUAUUUCUUGGAUAACCUUAUCUACUAUUAUGUAUUGAUUUAUUUUUCAUUCACUGCGUAGAACACCGGAGGAAUUGUCACUAAAUUAUUACUGUGAAUCAUUGUAAUGUUUAUGUAUCAAUUAAUCCCAUAAGGGGAUGGGUUGCCAACUGGCAAUUUGAAACAAAAAUAAAAUGUAAUUCAUUCAUUCACUGAAUAUUGAGGGGAAUGACUACUUUCAAUGUAUGUGAAAAAAACAAAAUCGGCAAAUAAUUUGAUACAAGGUUUUUCCAGGACGCCGACAAUAUCGAAGAGAAUAAGUCUCCACAGUGUUGGAGAAGAACGAGACAACACUAUCUCCCAGAAGAGCCUAUCCCACACAGACAGUUCAAUCUAGUUUCUAGUUAACACUAUAUUGCAUUUAAUCAUAAAGCUAAAAUUCACAGGUUAUAUCAAAGGUCAUUACAAACAGAUGAAUCACAUGAUUGACUCAUCUCGGUGACUUAUCUAUAUUACAUGCAGUUAUGUUAGCUACAAACAAACUGUACAAACUGUACAGUGUUAGUUUAAUCUACGUUGAACAAACCGGCAAUUGUGAUAUCCAAUUUCAUGGCA
Salvelinus namaycush (lake trout) is the source of this 3075-nucleotide messenger RNA. RefSeq names its product trichohyalin-like. The coding region runs from base 73 to 1572 and encodes 499 amino acids. The transcript is spliced from 5 exons. Lineage: Eukaryota; Metazoa; Chordata; Actinopteri; Salmoniformes; Salmonidae. The record is from RefSeq and is a predicted model, not a curated record.